Molecule: messenger RNA, 4639 nt
Organism: Uranotaenia lowii
Lineage: Eukaryota; Metazoa; Arthropoda; Insecta; Diptera; Culicidae
Gene: beta'COP
Product: coatomer subunit beta'
Exons: 16
Coding region: 470-3436 (988 amino acids)
Biological process (GO): intracellular protein transport; intra-Golgi vesicle-mediated transport; retrograde vesicle-mediated transport, Golgi to endoplasmic reticulum
Cellular component (GO): COPI vesicle coat
Molecular function (GO): protein binding; structural molecule activity
Source: RefSeq, a predicted model, not a curated record
UUAUUUAAAAGCAUAUUGGUUGAAGAAAUUUAAUCAAAUUUCUGAGAUUAUACCUUGGACGAUUCCCAGGUUUGGCUAAGUGAAUCAGAUUUCCCGAAAGAAAGAAAAAACAGUGAUAGUGAGAAUGCUUAAAGCUGUGUUGGAAUGCGAAAAGCCAACGAUGAAAAUUGUUGAAUGUGAUUUCUGGUGAAUCUGGUGAAUUAAGUGACAACCAUCAAAUAAGAAACUUUACAAAGGCGAUAUCAACAAAUAAAAAACGAAGAUAUCACUUACAACCUCAGCUCAUCCUAAUCAACCGAACAAGGAAGUAAGUCGAAUGUCUGGUGUAAAAGGGCAGUGCCACAAAGAGACCGCUCUCAAAGUCAACGACGCUUGAAGUGGAUUGAAGUUGCCAUAACAGCAUCUCUGUAAGUACUAUUGGGAUAUUGGGGACAGAAAGAAUCCUGAGCCAGGCAAAAAAAACCGGAACAUGGGACACUUGAGGAACAAACAGCGCCGGCACCAGGCCAAGGAAGCGGCACUCAGACGGGAGGAACGGCUCCGGAAGCUCCAGCUCGAUGAGGUGGACAUUAUGAAUUUGCCACUCCGGUUAGACAUUAAGAGGCGGCUCACAUCCCGCUCGGAUCGGGUCAAAUCGGUGGAUCUUCAUCCGUCCGAGCCAUGGAUGCUGUGUGCCCUGUACAACGGCCAUGUGCACGUGAUGAACUACGAAAACCAGCAGCUGGUAAAGGAUUUCGAAGUGUGCGAUCUGCCGGUGCGCUGCGCCCGGUUUGUGGCCCGCAAGAACUGGAUCAUCACCGGAUCGGAUGACAUGCAGGUGCGCGUCUUCAACUACAACACCCUGGAGAAGGUUCACUCGUUCGAGGCACACACCGAUUACGUCCGCUGUAUAGCGGUCCAUCCGACACAAUCGCUGAUUCUGACCAGCAGUGACGAUAUGCUGAUCAAACUGUGGAACUGGGAAAAGAUGUGGUCCAUGCAGAGGGUCUUCGAGGGUCACACCCACUACGUGAUGCAGAUCGUGUUCAACCCGAAGGACAACAACACAUUCGCCAGUGCUUCGCUGGAUCGAACCGUUAAGGUGUGGCAGCUGGGUUCGAAUGUGCCUAACUUCACCCUCGAUGGCCACGAGAAGGGCGUCAACUGUGUGGAUUACUAUCACGGUGGCGAUAAGCCGUAUCUGAUUUCCGGCGCCGACGAUCGGUUGGUGAAAAUCUGGGACUAUCAGAACAAAACCUGCGUCCAAACGCUGGAAGGUCACGCACAGAACGUUUCGGCCGUUUCCUUCCAUCCGGAGCUGCCGAUCGUGCUGACCGGAUCCGAAGACGGAACCAUCCGGAUAUGGCACUCCGGUACCUAUCGGUUAGAGACUUCGCUGAACUAUGGCUUCGAGCGGGUGUGGACGAUCGCAUGCAUGCGUGGUACCAACAAUGUGGCCUUGGGCUACGACGAGGGCUCGAUCAUCAUCAAGGUCGGUCGAGAAGAGCCGGCCAUGUCGAUGGACGUCAACGGCGGCAAAAUCGUGUGGGCCCGCCACUCGGAAAUGCAACAGGUCAACCUGAAGGCCCUACCGGAAGGUACAGAAAUCAAGGACGGCGAACGACUUCCGGUGGCCGUUAAAGAUAUGGGAGCAUGUGAAAUCUACCCCCAGACGAUUGCUCACAAUCCAAAUGGACGAUUUGUGGUGGUUUGCGGUGACGGCGAGUACAUCAUCUACACCUCGAUGGCCCUCCGAAACAAAGCCUUCGGAUCGGCCCAGGAGUUUGUGUGGGCUUCCGAGAACAGCGAAUACGCGGUGCGGGAAUCGAGCGGCGCAGUCAAGCUGUUCCGCAACUUCAAGGAACGGAAAAGCUUUACCCCGGACUACGGCGCAGAAGGAAUUUUCGGGGGACAGCUUCUUGGAGUGAAAACCUCGUCCGGACUGACUUUCUAUGAUUGGGAAAAUCUGGAACUGAUCCGGCGAAUUGAAGUGCAACCACGUCACGUAUUCUGGAACGAAGCCGGCACCCUAGUGUGCUUGGCCACCGAAGACUCGUACUUCAUUCUGCAGGUCGAUAUCGGUAUGAUUCAGAACUCAUUGGCCACCAAACAGCAGGUCGGCGAAGACGGUAUCGAGGAGGCUUUCGAGGUCCUCGGAGAAGUCAGCGAAGCGGUGCGAACCGGUCUCUGGGUCGGCGAUUGCUUCAUCUACACAAACUCGGUCAACCGAAUCAACUACUACGUCGGUGGGGAAAUCGUCACCAUUUCCCACCUGGACCGGACAAUGUAUCUGCUGGGCUACGUCCCGAAAGAUAAUCGUCUUUACUUGGGCGACAAGGAGCUCAACGUGACCAGCUUCGCCCUGCUGCUCUCAGUACUCGAGUACCAAACGGCCGUGAUGCGACGGGACUUCGAGACGGCCGACCGAGUGCUGCCGACGAUCCCGAAGGAGCACCGCACCCGGGUGGCGCAUUUCCUCGAGAAGCAAGGCUUCAAGCAGCAGGCGCUGCAGGUUUCUACCGAUCCGGAGCACCGGUUCGAUCUGGCGCUGCAAAUCGGGGACCUGGAUACGGCCCUGGUGCUGGCACGGGAAUCCGACAGCCCCCAGAAGUGGUCCCAGCUGGCCAGCAUCGCCACCAGCAAGAACAAGUUCGAUCUGGUCAAGGAGUGUCUGACCAAUGCGAAUGAUUUUGGCGGACUGCUGUUACUGGCUACUAGCUCUGGUGACGGCGACAUGCUGCGGAAUCUUGGCGAGAACGGCGUCUCGCAGGGCAAGUUCAACAUCUCCUUCCUGUCGAUGUUCCUGCUCGGCGACCUGGAGAAGUGCCUGGAGAUCCUAAUCCAAACCAACCGGAUACCGGAGGCGGCAUUCUUCGCUAGAACCUACAUGCCGAACAAAAUCUCCUACGUGCUGGACAUCUGGCGAACGGAGCUCGGCAAGAUCAACGAGAAGGCCGGCCAAAGUCUGGCCGACCCGCAGCAGUACGAAAAUCUGUUCCCCGGUUUCUACGAUUCGGUCAAGACGCAGCAGUUCCUGCUGCCGGAACGCUCCCAGAAGCUGCCGGCUCGGGCCGCUAUCGAUAUUCCACUCAACAUCGACCGAAACCCGAUAGAUGAAAUGAAGGCCGCAGAAAACGAGGGACGCUUCGAUUACGAUCCGAGUGCUGUGGCUAGCAGCAGUGCAGAUGGCUCAACGCAAUCGAGCCUGUCAGCGAAACCGCCAACUCUCGCCGAACCGUUGAUACCUUCGUCGGUGGCCAGCAGCACCAUCCCCACCUCUCAGCAGUCGUCGCUACCCGCCGCAAACCAGCAGCAGCCGCAAACGGCACCGCCGGCCAACCCCAUCAAACGGAAGAGCUCCCUCGAAGACUUUGAGUCGGAAAUCGAAGCCCUCAACCUGGACGAUAAUAUCGACACUUCGGAUGUAAAUAUAGACGACGAUCUGUUAAGUGAUUAAACACGGAGGAUCAAAUCCAGCAGCAGUAGCGAGUUGGCGCAUCGAGGAGGUAAAAUAGUUAUAUUUAAGUACCCUAAGUAGAGACAGAUCCUCCCCCAGAAAAAAAAACAAGCAAACAUAUGAUCCUUUUUUCCUUCUUAUCCUGUCGUCCUGUCGUUCGAUAAUUUUUUUUUAUAUAAAUAUAUAGUAUAGCGAUAGUCAAGAGUUUAGAGAAGUUAAAAAAAAAUGGAAACAUUAUUCCCAAAAGCCGAAGGUGUAACAUUAACGCAAAAUUCCAACAGCGUCAUCGAUGGACUUCGGAUGAAAACGAUUUGACGAUUAAGUUUGCCCUGCUUGACUCCUCUGUUACAACACGUCAAGUUAUUGUAUUGAUAAAAAAAACAACAACUUAAGAACGUUCAGCUAUCAGAUAGUUUUCCUUAAAUUAAGCUGAACAGAUGUUUCUCAAAAAUCCGUUCUCAUCGAAUCAUUCACCGUUCUCAUUCUGAAGCACUUCAACCCAUCGUUUGUAGAAAUGUUCGAAGAAUUUGGAAAACAAACAGCAAGAAGCACCUUGACCCGCUUAUGAUAACGAUGACGCAGGCUGAUAUGAUUGUUUGAAAAUCAAGUUACAUUUAUUUAAUGGUGAAUGAUGGAUUGUUGAUUCUUGGUUCUGAAAGAUGUUUAUGCAAAAGUUUACCCCGUUCGAUAAUAAACACAGGGGAAAACAAGUAUUUUUAAUUCUACUUUCACUUGAUUUGAGAAUGCAAAAGUAGCACUAUUGAUACAGCAAAACAAAAAAAAUGGUUUGAUCGGGAAAGGCGGGAUUGAAUGUUAAAAAAUCUAAACCCCGAGCAUUCUUAUUAUUAUCAAUAUUAUUUUCUAUCCUGCCUAAUAUCUGUUUAUCGUAUAUCGUAACUGACAGACGUAAUUUAAAAAUAGACACAUCCACAUAAACUCUUGGAUGCUCUGAUAAACAACCUAACAACAGCGAUGGAGAGUUAUAAAAAAAAAACCAAGGAAAAUUAAGCAACAAACAAAACAAAAUGGGGUACUACUGUGGACACGUUACGUUGUUGAGCGUGUGUUAUUGAUGCUAGAAUUCAAUUCACCCUGUAAUAGUGGAAUGUGAAGAAAGAGAAAGAAAGUUAGCGAGGGAAAAAAUACCGAUAAAACAAAAUCGAUAUACACAAAAUACAUAAAGGAAAGAAUGGUUAAUUCAAA